GCAGCUCGGCUCAGGCAGCAGACGGCGGCCCGAGCCUCCGGUCCCAUCUACCGUUAUCUCCCACCCCCCUUCAUUUACAUUCUUACUCUUCCUGUUCGGCUCACUCCUUUCCUUUCCGUAGCCGGCUCGGAGAAAUGUCCGCCAGACCAGGAUUCUACCAGCAGGAGCUGAACAAGACUGUGUGGGAGGUUCCGGAGCGGUACCAGAACCUGACGCCUGUGGGCUCCGGAGCCUACGGCUCGGUGUGCUCGGCGUAUGACGUCCUCUCGCGGCAGAAGGUUGCGGUGAAGAAGCUGUCCCGGCCUUUUCAGUCCCUGAUCCACAGCCGCCGCUCGUACCGGGAACUCAGGCUGCUCAAGCACAUGAAACACGAGAACGUAAUAGGACUGCUGGACGUCUUCACACCAGCUGCAGCGUUAGAGGACUUCAACGAACUCUACCUGGUGUCUAACCUGAUGGGCGCAGACCUCAACAACAUCGUUAAAUUCCAGAGGUUGUCAGACGAGCAUGUGCAGUUCUUAAUUUACCAGCUUCUACGCGGCCUCAAGUACAUCCAUUCAGCGGGAUUGAUUCACAGAGACCUCAAGCCAAGUAAUGUGGCAGUAAAUGAGGACUGCGAGCUGAGGAUCCUUGACUUCGGAUUGGCCAGACAGACAGACGACGAGAUGACAGGGUAUGUGGCGACUCGCUGGUAUCGAGCGCCGGAGAUCAUGCUGAACUGGAUGCACUACAAUCAGAAUGUUGAUAUUUGGUCCGUGGGAUGCAUUAUGGGAGAGCUGCUGAAGGGAAAAGUCCUUUUUCCUGGCACUGACUAUAUUGACCAGCUGAAGAGAAUCAUGGAGGUGGUUGGGACUCCGACGCCCGACCUGUUAAAGAAGAUCUGCUCUGAACAUGCACAGAAGUACAUCCAAUCUCUGCCCUUCAUGCCCCAGCAGGACCUGGAGAAGAUCUUUAGAGGAGCAAAUCCACUGGCCGUCGAUCUACUGAAGCGUAUGCUGGUACUGGACUGUGAUGGGAGGAUCUCGGCCAGCGAGGCUCUGUCCCACCCUUACUUCUCACAGUACCACGAUCCAGACGACGAACCAGAGGCCCCGCCUUACGACCAAACGCUGGAGAGUAAAGACCGAACUCUAGAAGAAUGGAAAGAGUUGGUAUUUGAAGAGGUGAACUGCGUCAAAGCAUCCGGCAGCAAGACCGGUAGCCUUCAGGUGGAGCAGUAAGCCUCUUUCAGCUCUGCCUCAACCCUUACCCUGCAUAAGGACCAAGUACUCAAUGAUUGGAAGAAGGAAGAAAACUCUGCAUUCCCUCUGCUCAGCGUGACUGUGUUUGAUUGCCUGUCAUGGGUUUAUUUGAGCAGCGGGGCAGGACGGUCUCCACAGGAUCAGAUGCACACAUUGCAACUUACAGGGAGCAUUUUAGAAUCCGAUAGAAGGAGCCUCCCAGUCCACAAAGUUGCUUCCUCUUAUGUUUCCGCUCAGUGAGGGUAAAAUGAGGAACCAUUCAACGCCAGGGAUCGCAGAGGGCGUGAUGAUUCAUACGAGGAAGCAACUUCACGGAACUGAACUGUGUAGAAAGGUAUCGAAGGAAGAAAAAAACAAAAAACGCACACUAGGAUUUCCAAAGCAACGACAUCUGGUCCCUCGUCAUGACAAAUGCCAUAAUCAGUCAGUGCUUUCAUAUAUGGAAUUCAUGUUUAAAGGCUUGCGGCGAUGCCACGUCAUGUCACAAGAGCAGCUUAGCAUUUAGCCUGCAUACUACUGCAUGAUUUUUGUGCAUUUUAUUACUCCAAAAUAUUACUGGUAUUGUAUUAUAUAACCAUUAAGACUGCUUAUUGCAUAUGCCACACUGCUAUAAAAGCAGCCCGAGGGUGAGAGAGAGGCAUUACCAGGACAUGUGACCAACUUUCAAUCUGUUAUAUCUUUAUAUUAAAAGUGCUGUCAAAAAAAUUAUACAAAAGCAAAGAAAAACGAAGGUUCUUCCUCAGAUGAGAGUCAUCCUCUACUGCUUACAGAGUAGUAAACACCAACUGUGCUAUUAAUUACCAAGGUAAUUAAUACAUGCCAAAGCUGGAGCAGCAUGACUGUGUUGAAGGUCUGUGUUUACAGUGCGACCUCGCUUGUCAUAUACAGUUUCAGCGGAUUGCUGAUAUCUGGUCACCUGUUGGCUUUGGCAGCGCCCCAUCAGGUUUCCAUAGUAGUCUUUUACAGCCCCGGUUUGUGUUUACGAUAAAAGGUUUACAGGCAUUUUGUAAGCUGUUAGAAACCAUGGUGGAUAAUAAUACAUCACCCAGCUCCAUGCAAGUAAUGACACGGUCAAACACUCCCAUAAAGCCUCCCAUGUUUCCUCAUUUUCUUUUUUGUUUUCAUGAUGCUUGAGUGUUAAUAAUGAAAACGAUGCAGGGUGUGCACAUUCAUUAGUGACCAUAGUAUAAAAGCACUGAGGAUGUUUCUUUACCUCACUUGUGGGUAUCUCAGUAACAGUGAACUUUGUAGCUUAUUGCAACAUUUGGACGCCCUCACAAUGUAACAUUUGUAUAAACAGCAUGAGCUCAAUCCUUAUUUGUCCAGGUUUUCCAGCUUAACGCUGAAGGUCAGGGAAAAUGUCAAGUGGAAAAUGAGGACAGCGCUGAUGUUAUGAAAUAUAGAAAUGGAAUAAAAAUAUAUGAAAAAAUACAGUGCGUUCAAUGCAUCUAAGGUUAUGAGAACAUUUCAAUAGGAUAUACCUCAAUAUAAGUGGUGGUUUGCUCGCUUGCUUAGUAAAGUGAAGGGUUCAUUGACUGAUGCCAGUUGAAAUGUUGGGAGAUAAACACAGAAUGUAUGUAUUAGGAGCUUAAAUAACUACUGUAUGGAGUAUAAGCUACACAUGGUUCGCAGCAUAUAUGAGAUAAACGGGAUAAGAAGAAACCCUAGCUAACUAGCCUAGCUAGCAUGGUUAGCCAACUAGGUUAAGCUCAAUUGUAUUUUAUAUGUUGUGUGUGUUCUUUCACGCAAGUUAAACUGUGGUUCUAUGGCUUGUCCCACUCAAGUCUAACCAAACCAAUGAGACUAUUUCUGCCUAAAAGAAACAUUAGUACAACUAAAAUAUACAUUUUGCAGAACACAAGAAAGGAAACCCACUCUUAGCUACUUUUUCCCUGUAAUGGUUGUCACUGGAGAGCUACAAGUAGCCUUUUGUGCCAGUCGUCUAUUAACACUGGAUGCAAAAUAUUGAAUUUACAGUCCAAGUGAAUCAAACCUGUCAAUCUCAGUCACGUCAACGUGUUAGAGCUCUGAAUGUUAAAGUGUUAUGUGCUUAUGUGGAUGUUGUAUAUGGGGUGGAUUUGAAUAGCAAACUGCAAAUCGAAUGUGUACCAUAUGUAUGUUACAAGUUAUGUGUGUCUUUUGAAUACAUGGUGGCAUGUGAUUCAACGGUAGCCAUGAGUUUCAAAUCAUUAAACUGAAUGUCAACUGUCAAUUUUAAAUGAUUCAGAUUAUUUUCUCAUUCAUCAUCAACAGGUAACAUGACUUUGGCAAGUCUUCAACAGAAUAAACAACAUCUGUUCUCGUA
Messenger RNA from Anarrhichthys ocellatus (wolf-eel), 3546 nucleotides. RefSeq names its product mitogen-activated protein kinase 11 (gene mapk11). Gene Ontology annotation, molecular function: ATP binding; MAP kinase activity. The coding region runs from base 135 to 1220 and encodes 361 amino acids. NCBI's taxonomy places the organism in Eukaryota, Metazoa, Chordata, Actinopteri, Perciformes, Anarhichadidae. The transcript is spliced from 12 exons. Gene Ontology annotation, biological process: protein phosphorylation. The record is from RefSeq and is a predicted model, not a curated record.